Messenger RNA from Tyto alba (common barn owl), 4457 nucleotides. RefSeq names its product transmembrane protein 132A (gene TMEM132A). The transcript has 12 exons. The coding region runs from base 26 to 3865 and encodes 1279 amino acids. The record is from RefSeq and is a predicted model, not a curated record. NCBI's taxonomy places the organism in Eukaryota, Metazoa, Chordata, Aves, Strigiformes, Tytonidae.
UUCCUUUUGGGGGUGUGCGACAGCGAUGGCUGCAUCCCACCCUGGAGCACCCCGCUCCCUGCUGCGGGGCUGGGCGGGUGUUGGGGUGCCGCCCACCCCCCCGCUUCCUUGCCGCCCCCCUCUUCUCCCCCCUCUCCGUGCCCUUGGCCAGGGCAGGCGCUGCGCCGUCCUAAAGAUAGCCAGGCCUGCGCUGAGCCAGCACAACCCCGGGGUGGGGGGGGAGGGGGGGGAGCCACAUCCCUCCCCUCCCGCUCAGGGGAACCCCAAAAAAACAGCGGGGGGGAGGGCGGGGGGGGACACCUCCAGCUGUCCCAGACAUUUCUGGCAUUUCUCCCACCCUGCUCUCCCUCUUCCUGCAGAAACACCACACCACACCCCCCACACCCCCCCCCCCACGAUGGGGGGUGAGGCGGGACGCCGUGUUCUGCUGGCGGUGCUGCUGUGGGUCCCUCCUUUUUUCGGGGUGACAGCAGGGGGGGGCCAGGAUGGUUUAGGCAGCCACGCCACUGCCGCUGCCGACCCACUGUCGCGCCUGGGCCGAGCUGUUUGGGAAUCCCUGGAGAGCUGCGUGGGUCCCCAACCCCUGCGGCUGGUGACGGAGAGCCUUGCUGCCACCCUCUGGGUCGUGUCCUCGGGGAUUUCGGUGGCCCUGACCACUCUUGGCGGGAUCCUGGGUGAUCUCCUGGCUGUGUGUGGCAUCAGCGUGAGGGGUGACGGGGACCCCCCCGACCCCGUGUACCUGCCGGCGGACCUGGAGGUGCUGGGUGUACCCGAAUAUUACCGGUUACAGCGGGCGGACCGGGACUUACCCGCCAACACCUCCCUGCACACCCGCACCGAGACCUACCUGCUGCUGCGGCACAGCUCCGCCACGCAGCCCCUCGUCCAGGCCACCUACCCACCCUUCAGCACCCGGCAGGAGGUGCCCCCGGAGAACCCCCCUGGGAGGGACGGUUCGGCAGCGUGGGCUAUCCGCGCCGUGUCCCUGGAGAGCGCCGUGUCCCCCGCCGAGCCCUUUGCCCGCGUCCUCUUCCACUUGCAGGGUCCCCACUGGCUGCCCGGGGAGCGGGGGCACCCCAAAGAGCGGGGGCACCCCAAGGAACGGGAGCACCCCGGGGAGCAGGAGCACCCCGGGGAGUGGGACCUGCCCUGCGUCACCCUCCAUGCCCACCACCGUGGCCGGGUGGCCCGUGGGACCUGCCACCUUCGGGCCCCUCUGGGCGUCUGCGUGGUGGAGCUGGAGAUCCCCCCGCGCUGGUUCUCCCCGUCACCCCCCACCCCGCGCAGCCGCCGCCGGGCAGCCGAACCCCCGGGGCACCCCGAACCCCUCGAACUGGCUGAACUUCACUACAGCGUGAUGAACCGGGGGGAAUGCGACCGACCAGGAGGGCGGGAAAAGAACCGUGGCGGAGAGAACCCCCCGAAAUAUUUGGGCACCUUGGAGCUGCGGGCGAGCGAGCCGGCGCGGCGGCAGGAGGUACGGCUGGACGAAAAGGUGCUGCUGAGGGUCCCUGACGCCACGCUGCGCCCUGGGCAGCGUUUCACCGCCACCCUCGCCCUCCAGCACAACUUCACCGCCGACCAGCUGACGCUCCGGAUCAAGGCAAAAAAGGGGCUGCAGGUGGUGGGCGCCCGCCCCGGGGUCCCCACGGCCUGGAGCACCCAACUGGAGCGCACCCGGGGUCCCAAACACUCCACGGUCGUGGUGACGUGCCGGCGCAACGGGGACGGUGGUGGAGGAUGGAGGGCGGCCGACUCCGCCACGUUCCUGCACUUGGACCUGGCGGUGGAGAACGGGACGGGGGGGCUGGCACCGGCGCGGCCCCUCACCUGGCAGGUGGAGUACCCGGGCCAGGACCCUGAGGCCCAGAAGGACAAACUGGUCUGGGAGAUCCAGGUAUCGGAGCGGGACAUCCGCGCCCUCGUCCCCUUGGUGCAGGAACUGGAGAUCCUGAACACGGCCCCGCUGACGGGCGUCCCCCGCGCCGUGCCGGUGAAACUGGUGGCGGUGGAGGCGGGGGGCGGCGUGGCCGAGCUCAGCGAGCCGCUGGGCUGCGAGUCGGCUGACAAGCAAGUGCUGCAGGUCUCGGAUGCCUGCGACGCAGUAUUUGUGGGGGGCAAGGAGAGCCGGGGGGCCCGGGGGGCUCGGGUGGAUUUCUGGUCCCGGCGCCUGCACGCCUCGCUGCGUUUCACCGUCUGGGCACCGCUGCUGCCCCUGCGCGUCCAACUGGGUGACACCGCGCUGGAGCAAGUGCGGGGCUGGCGCCUGCCUGGUGGCCCCGAGGGUGCCGAGGCGGAGGAGCCAGGGGAUGAGGUGGAGCGGCGGGCGCGGGGGUGCCGGCCCCAGUACCAGCGGACGGAGCUGAGGGUCCUGGCCCACUUCGUGGCCCACCCACUCGACGGUGGGCGCCACCUCGCCUACCUGCCUGGCCCCGAGUGGCUCCUGGAUGUCACCCACCUGGUAGCCAACCGGACCCGGGUGCAGGACCCCCGCGUGGCCUCGCUGGAGGGGGGCACCGUGGUGGUCGGCCGGGAGCCCGGGGUCACCUCUGUGGAGGUGCGGUCCCCGCUGUCGGCCUCCAUCCUGGGGGAGCAGACGUUGGUGGUGUCGGAGGAGAAGGUGACGGUGACGGAGCUGCGCGCUGGGGCGGUGGCAGGGCUGUCCCUCCUCCUGCGGGCAGAGCGGGGCCACCCGGGGCUGGUCACCGCCAGCGCUCGGGGGACAGCCACCCUGCGGGCCCCCAAGCAGGAGGCGACGCUGUCCGUCUGGCUGUCCUUCUCCGACCGCACGCUGGCCCCGCUGGAGCUGUACGGCUGGCAGGACGCGACCGUGACCUUGACCUCGCUAGACCCCGCCGUCGCCACCGUGGGGGGCUCCCCCGGGGCCCCCGCCGCUCGCCCGUGGGUGGUGGCCGAAGGGCCGGGGCGGGGGGAUCUGCUGCAGCUCAGCCUGCACCCCCCCGACGCUUGUCGCCGGGGCCGGCACCGGGCAGCCGCGCUGGCCACCGUCACCGCUUGGCUCGAGGUGGGGGCCGGCCGGCGUGCCCCUACCCCUAGUAGCCCCCAGCCCCGUGGUGGCCACCCCCAGCCCAGCUCGCCCUUCCCGCGAGCCGAGGGGGCCAUGUCGGGGGAGGCGGUGACGGCGGCCAGCGAGCCGCGGCGGAGGGACCCCGCCGGCGUAGGACCUGCCUCCCCCAAGCUCCAAGGGCUGGGGUCUUCCUCGGAGGAGGAAGAGGAGGAAGGCUACGGCCGCAACCGCGCCGGUGGCGAGGAAGAGGAGGAGGAUGAGAUGGUGAAGGCUCCCGAGCGGGUGACCGACCUGGAGAUUGGCAUGUACGUCCUGCUGGGCGUCUUCUGCUUGGCCAUCUUCAUCUUCCUCGUCAACUGCAUCUUCUUCGUCCUGCGGUACCAACAGAAGGAGCUGCCCGAUGCCGGCGCCGCCCCUACGGCCCCCCAGCCCCACAACUGGGUCUGGUUGGGCACCGACCAGGAGGAGCUGAGCCGGCAACUGGACCGCCGGCAACCCGAGCCCCCGGCCCCCCCCGAAAGCGGGCGCUGCUCUUGCGGGGUGCCCCCGGCCACCGCGCCUGGUUCUGAAGUGGGGCAUCCCCCUGGCACCCCGCCGCCCGGGGCUCCCCUGCCCCGCAAGGAAGGGGGUACCCCGGGGGGCGGCCGGAGGAAGCGGGUGGAAUUCGUCACCUUCGCGUCCCCCCGGGUCCCCGAGGAACCCCCCCAGCCUGUCCCCAAUGUUCAGUCCAUCCUGGUGGCCAGCGAGGAUGACAUCCGUUGGGUGUGCGAGGACAUGGGGCUGCGGGACCCCGAGGAGCUCAGGAGCUACAUGGAGAGGAUCCGAGGCAGCUCCUGACCCCGGGGGGGGCAGCCCCUGGCCCCCCAGUCCCAGGCAAACCAGUAAGGGACCAACCUCCUCCCCACGCCGCCCUGGGAGAGGUGGGGGGACACCCCAAUCCCCCCCUUUCCCUGCCUAUAGCGGGCUGUGCUGCUCCUGGGGACCACUGCCUGUCCCUUUUUGGUGGCCAGAGCCCUGCCCCAGUGGGGCCACCCAAGGGACUGGCCCCAGAUGCCCGCAGAUUGCAGGGGGGUGUGGGGGGUGUCUCCACCCAGCUCAGAGCACCCCCAAAUCUUGGGGUGCCAUCCCCCCCCCCCACCUUAGUGGCAUCGGGGAGGAAGCUGGGGUGCCCUUACUGCUUUGGGUCUCAUUGCGACAUUGUGUUCAUAGUGAUGAUGAUGAUGAUGAGUCCUGUGGUCUGAUCCCGGGGAGGGUCCUGUGCCCCCCGCCGCACCCACACUGCGGGGAGGAGGGGGGCGUGCGCCCUCCCCACCUUCACCCCGACCACGCAUCCGUUUUUGUACAAGUGGCAUUUUUUUACCGGUAACGCCCUGGGGAAGGGGCUGCCGCGAGGGGCCAUUAUUUAUGGAAUAUUUUUAAUUCUGACGUU